Aspergillus ruber CBS 135680 is the source of this 4472-nucleotide messenger RNA. Its product is annotated as ABC transporter ATP-binding protein. Gene Ontology annotation, cellular component: membrane. The transcript is spliced from 2 exons. Gene Ontology annotation, molecular function: ABC-type transporter activity; ATP binding; ATP hydrolysis activity. The record is from RefSeq and is a predicted model, not a curated record. Lineage: Eukaryota; Fungi; Ascomycota; Eurotiomycetes; Eurotiales; Aspergillaceae. The coding region runs from base 170 to 4324 and encodes 1384 amino acids. Gene Ontology annotation, biological process: transmembrane transport.
UUCCAUUCUCUUCUGUCCAACGGAUGCCAUUCUUUUGCAAUCGAUUGAUGGAUUGACUCUCGUUCAUAUUCACUACCUUUCGCUGCUAGGAUUGGAAUGUAACCUGCAUUCUUGCUGCAUUCCGUCUAGACACAGAAAAGAGACCCCCGGUCUCCGGUGCUUCAUCACCAUGUCCCAAAUCGAAGACGUCCGCAAGGAUGGCUUUGCUCAGAAGGUCAAACGCUACCUCCCCACCAAGGAAAUCUGGGGCAGGUCCUUCUCCUACAUCCGCCUCCUCUUCUCCCUCGACUACACCUACGUCGAUGUCAUUCUCAUUAUCCUCGGUGUCAUCUUCGGUAUCGCUGGUGGUAUCCCUUUUCCGCUGCUUGGUAUCGUCUUCGGUGACCUGAUCAACGAUAUGAACUCCACCACCUGCAGCGCCAGUUCCGGCACCAGUACCUCGGACCUGUCCAGCCAUGUGGAAACCGAGGUGUUGUACGUCAUCUACAUUACCAUUGGAAACUUCUGCUCUAUCUACAUCUAUACCUGCUGCUGGUGUUUGGUCAGUGAACGUCUGGCACGCCGCUACCGGAAAGCCUACUUUGAGAGUGUGAUUAAGCAGGAAGCCUCGUUUAUCGAGUCGCUGCCCUCUGGCGAUGUCGUUUCGCGACUGGUCGGCGAUAUCGAGGUCGUGCAGGCCGGUACCUCCGAAAAGGUGGGUUUGGUGCUUACCACCAUUUCCUACUUUGUGACGGCGUAUAUCGUCGCAUUCAUCAAGGUGCCCAAGAUUGCCGCCAUGUUGAUCUCCGUUGUGCCCUGUUUCUUCAUCAUGUCGCUGGUUGGUGGACACUAUGUGAAGAAGUUUGCCGGCAAGAUUUCGGACAACAUUAACGCGGCGACAUCGAUUGCGUCGUCGAGUCUGUCGCAUCUCAUGCUUGUGCAAGCCUUCAACGCCAAUGACCGCUUGGAGAAGCGGUUUGCGACGUAUCUGGCUGGUGCACGGAUGGAUGCGUUGAAGAAGGCCGCCACGCAUGCCUGGCAGUUGGGUUUCUUGUAUUUUAUUGCGUAUUCCGCCAACGCGCUUGCUUUCUGGGAGGGUGCGCAGAUGAUUUCCAAGUCCGUGGGCGAGGAUGGUGGCGUGUCUGUUGGUUCUGUUUACACGGUUAUCUUCGUGUUGAUCGAUGCCUCGUUUAUUCUGUCUCAGGUCGCGCCGUUCAUUCACGUUUUCGCUUCUGCGGCUGGUGCGUCGGAGCGUCUGCUGACGGUUAUCAACCGGCCGUCUUGCAUCGACGCGACUUCCGAUGAGGGAGAUAAGUCUGCUGGCUUCCGCGAGGAGAACAUCGUCUUCGACAACGUUCACUUCACCUAUCCCUCACGGCCAGAUGUCCCCGUCCUGCAGGGCGUCAACUUCACCAUCCCCCCGCGCAAGCACACUGCCAUCGUCGGUCCGUCUGGUGGAGGCAAGUCCACCGUUGUCGCCCUGCUGGAACGUUUCUACGACCCCAAGUCCGGCAAUGUGAUGAUCGGAGACACCAACUUCCGCGACCUGAAUGUGCGCUACCUGCGCGGCAACAUUGGUUUUGUGCAGCAGGAACCCUCCUUGCUCGACCGGUCUAUCCUCGAAAACAUCGCAUACGGUAUGGUCGCCUCCUCCAACGAGGCGCACCAGCCCCUGUCCCAGUACAUCUACGACUCGACCCUCCCCGAUCUGGCUGAAAUGAUCUGCUCUGGUGUCUCUGAAGAAGAAGCCCUGGCCAGAUUCCCUGCUGAAGUUGCCGACAUUGUUGCCCGCGUCAAGCAGGCUGCCAGUGAUGCCAACGCCAUGAACUUCAUCGCCGGUCUUCCGUACGGUCUUGCAACCGGCGUUGGUUCUGCGGGUAACCAGCUUUCCGGUGGACAGAAGCAGCGUAUCGCAUUGGCACGAGCUCUCGUUCGUCAGCCCUGCUUGCUUGUUCUCGAUGAAGCUACAGCAGCACUUGACUCGACUUCUGAGAAACUGAUCCAGCAGGCGCUUGCGAAGGUUUCGGAGAGUCUUACUACGGUUUCGAUUGCGCAUCGUUUGGCGACCGCCAAGGACGCGCAUAAGAUUGUCGUCGUGCAGACUGGUCGUGUUACUGAGGAAGGAUCGCACGCUGAGCUUGUCGCCAAGGGUGGUGUCUACGCUGAAAUGGUCCGCUUGCAGAACCUGGGCAAGCUGAGCGCCGAGGAUGCCGCCAUCCCGCAGGACAUGAUCGGAAAGGCCGGACCUGCCAACAGCAACACCAACACUAACAUCGUGGAUGAGAAGAAGGAAGCCGGUGUCAGUGACACUGAAAUCAGCGAGACGCCUCCUGCCUCCAAGUCCGCCGAUGUCUCGGCCCCUGCCCUAGAAAAGGAAAGCAAAUGGAAGAUCUGGAAAAAGAAGGACAACGAAGAAGAAGACAAAGACCUCAAGGCCAAGACCAAACGCUCCGGCUGGUUCACCACCAAAUACAUCUUCUCCCUCCUCCGCCCCAACAUGAUGUUCAUCAUCGCCGGCCUGUGUAUGUCCGCCAUUAUCGGUGGCAGCUACUCUGCCGAAGCCGUCAUCUUUGGUCACACCGUCGGUGCCCUGAACCCGUGCCUCUCGCCCGAGAGCAUCAGCUCCAGCGGAGACCUGUACGGUCUGUUGUUCUUCAUCAUGGCGCUGGUCGAGAUGUUCGCCAACGUCGCUGGUGGAUGUGCGUUUGGCUGGGCUGCGGAUAAGGUUCUGUAUCGGAUUCGGGUGCUUUCAUUGCGGUCGCUGUUGAAUCAGACUGUCGAGUGGCAUCAUAGUGAGGGUCGGUCGCCGGGGACACUGCUUACUUAUAUUACGGGUGAUGCGUCGGCGUUGAGUGGAAUUACCGGUACAACGAUUGGAUUGUUGCUAGCGACUGCUGUUAACUUGAUUGCUGGUCUGGUGAUUUCGCUUGCCAUUGCCUGGAAGAUUACCGUCGUUUUGCUCCCGACUAUCCCCGUGCUGCUGGUUGCCGGUAUGAUGAAGCUACGCGUGCAAGCCAAGUUCGCUGAGCGUCACCAGAAGGCCUUUGCCAAUGCGACUGCCAUCACCGUCGAAGCCGUCGACAACAUCCGCGCCGUGGCUGCCUUCUCCCUCGAGAAGCAGUCGUACGCCGUGUUCGGCCGCGCACUGAUCAAGCCCUACCACGCGACUAUGAAGGCCAUUGCAUGGGGAAAUAUCUGGCUUGCGGCCGCGUUCAGUAUCAGUAACCUUGUGUAUGCACUGGCAUACUGGUGGGGAUCGAAGCAGAUCGCAGCGAAUCUAUACUCGCAGACAGAUUUCUUCACCGUCCUCCCAGCACUGCUCUUCAGUACCCAGUCCUGCGGACAGAUGUUCGCUCUGGCCCCCGAUAUCUCCAAGGCCCGCGUGGCAUCCAGCAACAUCGUCGAGCUGCUCACCACCCGCUCUGCCGAAGAAGAAAUCUCCCCCGGCUCAACCGCCAACGUCCAACCCUCCAGCCGACUCCUCGACGAAAAACUUCCCGACGUCGAAGCCAACGAAAAAGCCGCCUCCACCACAACCUCGUCUCCGCCAUCCUCCUCCCCAGGCGACAGCACCGGCCUCCUCAUACCUCCGGAGAACGGCAUCGCUGCCCAACUCCGCAACGUCCACUUCACCUACCCCUCUCGCCCGGAACGUCCUAUCCUGCGCGGUUUGAACAUCGACAUCCAACCGGGUCAAUUCUGCGCGCUCGUCGGUCCCUCGGGAUCUGGUAAAUCCACCACCUUUGCCAUGCUUGAGCGCUUCUACCGCCCAGCCCAAGGUUCCGUGGUUAUCGACGGGACAGACAUCACCCGCCAACUGGACACGUCCUUCCGCGAUGACAUUGCCCUCGUCCCGCAGGAGAACGUCAUGUUCGAAGGCAGCGUCGCGUUCAACAUCGGUCUCGGCGCGAAACCAAAUCACGAACCCAGCCAGGCAGAGAUCGAAACCGCAUGCAAAAUGGCCAACAUCCACGAUGUCAUCACAUCCCUGCCCCAGGGCUACGAUACACUGUGCAGCCACGACGGAAAGCAAUUCUCCGGUGGUCAGCGGCAACGCUUGUCUAUUGCUCGCGCGCUUGUCCGGAAACCCCGGAUGUUACUGUUGGACGAGUCUACUAGCGCCCUCGAUGUGGAAUCUGAAAAGCGCAUUCAAGAAGCGCUCGCAACGCUCGCUGGCAGGACAACAGUCGUCGCGAUCGCGCAUCGGUUGAACACGAUCCAUCGGGCGGAUUGCAUUUUCCUUAUUGAGGAUGGUGUUUGUGUGGAGCAGGGGACGCAUACGGAGUUGAUCCAGCGGAGUGAGACGUAUCGCACGAGUGUAAUUCACCAGUCGUUGGAGACUUAAAAAAACACUCCGAAUAUAUUAAAUAGUUUUGUUAUUGUCUCUUUAUUAGAGCAUUAUUGGCGUUUGGGAAUUGAUACCUUGUGGUAUUUACUGUAUUAGUUGGUCAAUAUAUAUUUCCACCUUUCAAGAGUUCAAUUAUAUGUUCUCG